Molecule: messenger RNA, 2102 nt
Organism: Clunio marinus
Lineage: Eukaryota; Metazoa; Arthropoda; Insecta; Diptera; Chironomidae
Source: the annotation of a GenBank genome assembly
AAGAAUAUUAAUACCUAGUUUAAAGUAAAUUAAUGUUUUUAUAUUAAGUGAAGAAAAGACAAACCUUUUCGAACCAAUUUAUAUUCAAUAUUUCUAUACAAAACAUAUCAUAUUAAAUUAAUAAGAAGAAAAGUUCUGAUAAGAAGUUCUUUGUUUGGAUUCGUGUUUAUAUAUUUGUCAUCUUUGAACGAUAACAGAAGUGUGAAGGAAUAAAUAAAAUUGAAAAGUUAUUCAGACUCAGAUGUUCAAGUGUGCUUUAUUGAAAAACAUUUCAUCUCAUCAAAAUAAAAAAAAUAGUUUUGGCUGUGCUUUAAACCAACAUAUAAAUGAUAAUAAAAUAUAAGAGCAGGAAAUUAAAAAAAGAAAGUCAUUACUUCUGCUACGAGCAACGAAAAAUUGAAACGUUUUUGUAAAAGUUAUAACACGAAAACAAAAAAUUGUAUCGAUUAAAAGAUUCAUAUACUUAAAUAUUUCUUCUUUGUAAAAUUUUCAAAUCAACUUUAUGUAAGUUCAGCAGAAAAAAAUGAUUAUGAAGUUGCACAGUGUAUCUGUGGUCGUAAUUUUGAUCUUAGCAGUUAAUUUAGUUAACGCCUUAGAAAAUGGUCUUGCGAGAACUCCACCAAUGGGUUGGUUAUCGUGGGAAAGAUUUCGAUGCAAUACAGACUGCGAAAAUGAUCCCGACAAUUGUAUAAGCGAAAACUUGUUUCGUACAAUGACCGAUCUGGUGGUGUCUGAAGGUUACGCAGCUGCUGGAUAUGAGUACAUUAACGUUGAUGAUUGUUGGUUGGAAAAAAACCGUGGACCAAAUAAUGAGUUAGUUGCAGAUAGAAGACGUUUCCCAAGCGGAAUGCGUGCUUUAGCUGACUAUGUACAUGCAAAAGGAUUGAAAUUUGGUAUUUAUGAAGAUUAUGGAAAUUACACUUGUGCUGGUUAUCCGGGCAUUUUGGGAUAUUCAAAGCAAGACGCUCGGCAAUUUGCGAGUUGGGAUGUUGACUACGUUAAAUUGGACGGUUGUUAUUCAUUACCAACUGACAUGGAUAUUGGAUAUCCUGAAUUUGGAAGACAUUUGAAUGGGACUGGACGUGCAAUGGUUUAUUCUUGUAGUUGGCCAGUUUAUCAAAUUUAUGCCGGUAUAAGCCCAAAUUUUUCAUCAAUCAUUGAACAUUGCAACUUGUGGCGAAACUUUGAUGAUAUUCAAGAUUCGUGGGCGUCACUUGAGAGUAUAAUCGAUUACUAUGGAAAUAAUCAAGACUACAUCAUACCAAAUGCUGGACCUGGUCACUGGAACGACCCCGACAUGUUAAUCAUCGGUAACUUUGGCUUAAGCUACGAACAAUCAAAGACUCAAAUGGCGUUGUGGGCAAUUUUAGCUGCACCGCUUUUGAUGUCGGUCGACUUACGUUCAAUUCGACCUGAGUACAAAGCAAUUUUACAAAACAAAAAGAUUAUUGCAGUUGAUCAAGAUCCGUUGGGCAUUCAGGGAAGAAGAAUUUAUAAGCACAAAGGAAUUGAAAUAUGGAGUCGUCCAAUUACACCAAUAUAUCAGACUUAUUAUUCAUAUGCUGUUGCGUUCGUCAAUCGUCGAACAGAUGGAACGCCUUCUGAUGUUGCUGUUACAUUGAGAGAGUUGGGAUUACAAUCGCCAACGGGUUAUCGUGUUGAAGAUUUGUAUGAAGAUGUUGAUUAUGGUAUUUUGUCACCAAGUACAAAGAUUAAGGUCAAAGUGAAUCCAUCAGGUGUCGUGAUUUUGCGUGCUGAUGUACAACCCGAGAGAUUUUCAAAGCGACCAUUCAAUCCUUACUACUAUCGUUACAAUCAAAACUAAGUAACUCGCGCUCUCCUUUACUCUCAUCUUCUUUUCCUUUGUAUUUAAUUAAAUUUUCUUCCAUUUUAUUAAAGAAAAAUUUAGCUUUUAAGCUUUAAAAAACAACAUUAAAUUGCUUGUAAAUGUGUGCCAGCUGAAUUUUUUUAAAUAACAUAAAUUUAAUUUAAAUUAAUUUUUUUUCGUUUUGAUUUUAAUAAUAAAUGAUUAUAAAGUAAAGUAAUAAAUAAUUUAUUUCUAUCAAAAAAGAGAAUAAAAUCUGUUUAUGGUGAGAUUAUUU